UUGAUAGGCAAUAUAUUUCAACACCCCCCUCACAUCUAGGCUUGUUUAGUCCUUGGACGUGGGAUUUAUGUAGGCAGUAGAGUCCUUUUUUAUACUGUGAUGUUAUGGUCUUGAACUCAAGACCUCCUGACUCUGAUACCAUAUUGAAUUCAUGCUCCAGCCAACUCAUCCAAAAGUCCGAACUGGUAGAGAGAGGCAGGUAAUAUAUUUUAACAAUGUGUUUCAUGGUUGUCAGACGACGGCUCGUUAUCUGUUUGAGCCUGGUUGGGCUGACAUUUAAUUAUGCCUGUGUUAGUUCUUUUUGUCGAUAUGGUCUUACUUGGUGGGUGGAGAGAGUUGUUGGGUCGGUCAAUGUGAUGUUGUAACACAUCGCAACGUUGGUGGCCACUGAUAGUGUUCAUAUCAGCCCCAUACAAACACCAUGAUUACCUGCUAGUAGGCUCAUACCUCCUCGAGCAGGAAACACACUCUCAGAAACGGCUCCCACCGACGACCCCCAAGGUCCCGGGCCACUACGGCCCACCAUCCCUAAGGAGCUUAGUAACUUGGUAAAUAGAUAUGGUUCGUGUCAUUGUCAACUCACUGUUAGGUUGAUCUCCUUCUCGUGUGGGCCCAACGGCCCACCGAACCCUUGAUCCGCGCCCUGAUCGGGGCGCUCAACACACCUAUGGUUGACGGUCCCCUAUCACGCGGGCUAUAUAAAGAGGUGGGGGCUGGGGCACGCACUACGAGGUUCGCCGCGCAGCUGCCAAUCCCACCGACAAAACCUACCGAUCUAGGUUAGCCCUGCAGCAACGGGAUGCACCGCCACCGCCGCCACUACUCACUCACCGCCACCACAUCUCCACCAUGGCCAAUGUCUCGGGCUCCUCGAGCCAAGCAGAAGGAGGGUACCACUUGAUGAGUUGCCUCAAGGAUGUUCGAAUCCUCAGAGGUGAUAACUACACUGAAUGGAGAAAGAAAGUUGACUUGGGUUGUGUCUGUGCUGAGGUGGACUGGGUUGUGGACACUCCACAACCGGUCAAACCAGCAGAGCCAGUCAGAGGUGCAAAAGAAGAUGAUGCUGCUUGGGAGAAAAAGAAAAAGGAUCAUACUCCAGUGGAGAUGUUAUAUUCCAUCAAAAACCAAAAGUGGGUCAAUGCCAAUAAAAAGUGCAUGACUUUCAUAAAGAACACAACUAAGAACGCUAUUGUGGGAUCAAUUGCAGAGUGUACUUCCGUAGGGGAGUUUCUUGAAAAGAUAAAGAGCCAGUUCAUUGGUUCUUCAAAGAUAUAUGCUACCCAGUUGCUAAAGCAGCUGGUGAUAGAAAAGUACAUAGGCGGUAGACAUGGCAUAAGAGAGCACAUCCUCAGGAUGAGCAAUAUGACAGCUAAGUUUAAACCCAUGGAUGAGGAUUUGGAUCUCAAGCCUGCACUCCUUGUUCACCUGGUCAUGGUUUCACUACCAAAAGAGUUUGACACUUUUGUUGUCAACUACAACAUGUCGCCUGGAAAAUGGGGCAUUGAAAAGACUAUAGCCAUGUGUGUGCAAGAAGAGGAAAGACUUAAAACCUCAUAUGGUGGUUCUCUGAAUUAUGUGAGGGAUAAUAAGAAAAAGAACUACAAUCAAUGUGGCAAAGGUUCUCCUUCAAAACCACAUGGAAAAGCUUCCACGCACCAUCAGCACCAGCAAAAGUCUUUCCCAAUGGACAAAGACACAUGUCUCCAUUGUAAGCAGACUCAUGUCUCCAUUGUAAGUAGACUGGGCACUACAAGAAAGAUUGCCCUGUUUGGCUGAAGUCAAUAUAUAAUGGCAAAGAAAGGUAACAACAUUGUUUCCUUUGUAAAUGAAUCCAUGUAUACAUAGUUUUCGAAAUCUACUUGGUGGAUUGA
This is a messenger RNA of Triticum dicoccoides, 1871 nucleotides long. RefSeq lists its product as uncharacterized. Lineage: Eukaryota; Viridiplantae; Streptophyta; Magnoliopsida; Poales; Poaceae. The record is from RefSeq and is a predicted model, not a curated record. The transcript has 2 exons. Bases 850 to 1776 code for a protein of 308 amino acids.